AUGGAUGAGAAGGUGCGAUCCGAAGCAGCAACAUAUAUCUGGAUGCAACAAAAUUGCCCUGAGAUACCAAUCCCGUACUUAUGGGGGUUCGGAAUUGGUAAUAAUCUUCAUAACACCCUACAACUGCUAUUUCGACAAUCGGUCUGCUCUCCCUACAUUCGCUGUAAACGACCUGACAUUCCGUUUACUGUUGGCUAUUUGCUGAUGGAUUUCAUCGAAGAGGAGGAAGGCCGCAUGCUUUCGACAACGUGGGAUACACUUUCUGGCGACUCGAAGCGAAAGACGAAUUUCUUCCGAGAUUUAUCCCGGAUCUUGUUGUCUUUGACCAGAAGGCCACUAUCUCACAUAGGCUCGUUGACGAUAGACAACGAAGGUGUCGUUAGUCUGGCUAAUCGACCAUUAUCUAUCAUCAUUCCCGAAGCAGAAAACGACAGUUGCCCGCCUGUUGUGAACCGCAGCUACAUUUACAGUGUGGUCGAGUCAUAUGUUCUGGACCUCUUCAAAUACCACGACAAUCGCAUCGAUAUCAGCCCAAUUCUGUCAUUUCAAGGGAUGAUGCCGUCGACCAAAUGGAAGCCUUGA
This is a messenger RNA of Fonsecaea pedrosoi CBS 271.37, 582 nucleotides long. RefSeq lists its product as uncharacterized. Bases 1 to 582 code for a protein of 193 amino acids. The transcript has 2 exons. The record is from RefSeq and is a predicted model, not a curated record. NCBI's taxonomy places the organism in Eukaryota, Fungi, Ascomycota, Eurotiomycetes, Chaetothyriales, Herpotrichiellaceae.